Adineta steineri is the source of this 1242-nucleotide messenger RNA. NCBI's taxonomy places the organism in Eukaryota, Metazoa, Rotifera, Eurotatoria, Adinetida, Adinetidae. The record is from the annotation of a GenBank genome assembly.
AUGAUGAUGACUGAACGAACACCAACUAGUAUUCGUUCUACAGCUGCUCCGGGGACAGUAACAGAGCAACCAAAUCGUUUAUCAAGAUGGUGGAUGAGACAUCAUGUUCAUAUUGGAUUAGCUAGUAUGGGAGGUUCAGCUAUAUUAAUAUGUAUUAUAGCAGUUAUACUGUUACCAAUUGUAUUUAAAAACCCUUCAAAAGACGAUCCAUGCAUGGAUGAGAAGAAUCCUUUGAUAAAACCACCUGAAUGGAAUAUCAAACCACCAUCUGCGUUUGAUCCACUCUGUGCAGCUAAUGCUACUUGGACGAGUGCAGGUAUCACUGUUGCUGGUUCAUCAAAUAGUACAGAUCCACUUUCAAAAGCAAAUCUAAAAAGUCCAAAUGAUAUACUAGUUGAUUUUGAUGGUAAUUUAUUGAUAGCUGAUUUCGGUAAUAAUAGAAUAGCUUGUUGGCCAGUUAAUGCAACAGUAGGAUAUAUUGUUAGUGGUACAGGUUCUGUUGGUUCAUGGGCUAAUCUAUAUAAACACCCGGCUGCUAUUGUCGUAUUGAAUGAUCAAAUGUAUGUUUCGGAUCUUGGCAAUUAUCGUAUUGUAGAAGUUCCAUUAAGCACUGAAGAAGGUGCACCUGAUGGUAUUACAGUAGUUGGUCAUUAUGGUGCUGGAUCAGCCCCAAAUCAAAUUAAUUCUGUAUAUUAUAUGUCUAUAGAUAACGUUCGUCAAUUACUUUAUUUGUCUGAUAAUAAAAAUAAUCGUAUAUUACAAUUGAAUUUAACAAAUUAUAUAUUAUCGUUAAUAGCUGGUACUGGCCAAGCUAAUUCGAAUAAUAUCAGUCUCGAUCAUCCAUUGGGUAUUACUAUAGAUGAAAUGCAUGGUUUAAUUUAUGUAGCAGAUUCUCAUAAUCAUCGGGUACAAAAAUUUAAUUUUCAAUCGACAGUAGGUAUUACAGUUGCUGGUGGAAUAGGCAGUGGACAAAAUCUAUCUCAACUUAAUUUACCUUCUGGUGUAGCUAUUGAUUCAGCAGGUAAUGUAUAUGUUGCUGAUACUGGAAAUAAUCGAAUAGUUCAAUGGUUAGUUGGUUCUCAACAAGGACGUAUAAUUGCAGGUACUGGUACUGCCGGUGUUAGUAAUAAAGAACUUAACAAUCCUGUUCAAUUGAAAUUCGAUUCUCAUCAUAAUCUUUAUGUUGUUGACAAGAAUAAUAAUCGAAUACAGCGCUUCAAUUUAUUAUAUAACGGGUGUUAA